AUCUCGGUAAUAAGAGUACGCUUACUUUCGGUUUGAAAUCGGUUUUGAAACUGAGUUGAUUGAUGUCUAUUUCGUGUAACCCGUAUUUGUAUCAAUCUUCAUCAUUAAAAUAAACCUACACGUGUCGCCAACCUGUCCAAGAAUAUUUGGUUAAUAAUUAGUUUCAGGCAAGAGGAAAAUAUACAACAUAUUGAAAAGUACAUUCGAAAGUAGGUCAGCAUUACAAAGACUUUCCAACGGAUUGUGUCAGAAAAACAGGGGUAGGCCAAAUGCCCAAAGUUGCUAUAUGUCCGCAUUUGAAGGCGACUUGAAGAUAGGGGCCGUAUUCUCGCUGGCAAGUCCCGAGAAGGACGAGACUGAGGUCACAUUCGAGAUCGCCGGGCCGAAAGAGGGCGUCACUAUGGUGACCUACAAUAACAACAGUAAUGAUAGCAAUGACGAGACGCCUACCGUUGGCGACAAUAUGACGACACUGGGGAACGAGAUUACGUCAUUCGUUAACAACAUGACGUCAUCAGUGAUGUCAACGAACGCAAAAGAAGCUUCAAAUGACUCUCGGAUCCCAGAAACAGAGUCUGUUCCGCUAGCUGAGGCCCAGACGUUUACGAAGGAAAAGAAAAACGACGAGAUUACUCCGACGUUGUCGACGUUGCUACGAAAGCCGGUAAAGGCGCCGUUUAUUGGCGUCAAUUUUGCCGUCUCAACCGGAUGCGAGGAUGUUCAUGCGCCUCCGUGUCUCCUUAAGGAAAGCGUCAAAACGUUUUCGUACGAGGAUUUCGCGGGGAAUCUUGAAAGCAUCGCUCCGCCAGUUUUGCAUCCGGAAGUGCUGGCGCUCACCAAUUUAAAGGGCACAAAACAUAAUGCUGACUCAAGUCCGUCGCCGGAAAAGAAGCGAAAGAUCGAUCCCUCUUACAUCGUGCUCACUAGCAUAGAUCCCUGGCUGGGAACGCGGAGUAGCGUCCCCUGCAUAGACUUCGCGCAUGCGCAGAACGAAUGCACUAACAUGUGCAAGAAGAUAAGCUUUAAACGUCGACUGGCGCGCGGCGAUGACGUAUUCAAUGUUAAAACGCCGAGCAAGCAAAAGGAUUACCAGGUGUAUCUUGAGAAGUACGAGAAAGCUCAAGAGGUCAAUGCACCUCAGAAACCUGGAAUAGGAAUAUCGAUCAAGGAUCUUUUGAACAGACAGGAUAAGGGAAUACUGAGAGGGUCAAAGGGUCCGGCGAAGAGAUACUCGAAUCGGGUACGGAGAACCGUCGUUCAUGUUCCUGUCGACUUUAAAACGUGGAAUGCGACUCCGGAGCAAGCCAGAUCGGUAAUCAUCGACGACGCGAAAAAAAUGUUUGAAAACAGGGAGGAAGAACUUUUGGCGGAAAAACGAGCAAGAGAAAAAGUCUAUGAACUUGAAACGCUUGGAAAAUUAAUUGAAAUCAACCGGAAGGGGAAAAAACGGUUGAAGAAAUUGAAGAAAGCCGUGAAGAAAAAUACUGUUCCGACUGAAGGAACGAUUAGCCUAUGUGGCCGGGUAAGAAAGUCAAAUCCGCGUUACAGUAGCUUUUUCGUGGAUAACAUUGAGGUGGAAGAGAAAGAAGUCAUCGCAGACAUGAUGACAAAGAUAAAGGCCGCGCGUGAAGUGUGUUCGAGGAAGUUUAUCAUGGAAGAAGAGCGGUACAGCAAAGAAGUCUUAAAGAAUUCUAACCUGGAAGUGGCACGAAAACACAAACAGAAAAUUGACAUUGUUAUUGAACGUGUUGACGAGGUCGAGCAACCCGAAGUAGCGGAAAGCAAGCCAACGAAAGGAAAAGAGAAACCCAAAGUAGGGGACAAUAAGAGAGUGAAACAUGGCAGGAAACGCGUUAUUAAAAGUAUCUGCAAGCGAAGGGAAGCGAUGCGUAACGGAAAUAGCGAGCCAAGCGUCUAUGCCCAGAGCAGUAGUGAAAGAAAAGCGACGCCAGACGGUGUUCUCAUACAAAACCUUCCUAAUGAAAGCUCCUACGUGCGUAGCUUGCUGACAACAAAAUCGUUUUCGCACGAUCUUUCGCGAGUGAAAUCCGAAACGCUAGAUAGUGACGAGGUAAACAAACAUGCGGCUACGUCAUCAACCGCGAUGACGCUACAAGUUCGAGUCAAAUCGGAGCCAGUGGAUAACGGUUACGAACAGGCGAAUGACGCUCUUUUUGCAGAACAGUUCAAGAAAUUUAAAGUGCCUGAUAAGGUCAAGCAAUUGUUCAUUAAUAAAACCCGGUUACAAAUUCCGACGGCGUCUGCAGCUCCUCUUUCCGGCGCUGCCUCUGGUGGUGUAGAUGUCAUUCAUCCUAGAGAUUGGACUGCCCUCGAAACCUCAACGCAAUACCCUGUGUUAUCUCGACCCGUCGUCUCAACAACGUCCACAGAGACGCUUUCUCCUCCCAAGCCCUCAAUCCGUGGCCGUCCGCAAUCACCGUUGAAUGAAAUGUGGAAAAGCCAACAGACGGUCGCUGACCUGCUUCGAACGAAAUUAGCAUCUAAACCGCCGUUAUCUCACGCCACACAUACAAUAUCGAACAUGUUACAUAACAAACACCACUAUCAUGUGCCAUCUCCGCCGGUGUCGGUGAUUUUACCAAAACCCAACAUGAGGCCGCAGGUGAUGUUCAUUCCGGUAACGACUACCGGGAAAAUAGUCUCGAGCGGCGUGAUUCGGGCACCCGUACAUCCCCGCUUCCCGUUGACAGCUAGAUCUUUAGUACCAGUGUCACUUAACGGCCAAAAUGUGUCUUCGGGCGUUACCCGCCAUGCGUCACCGGUGUUUAAAGUAGAAAAUAAUUUGAAGUCGUCCCCGCAGCCGCAGCAGAAUGUGACCGUUGUGUACCCGAUGCCCCAACCAAGUACACCAGUGCAGUCGGUGGCGAGUAACCGGGCCUCGUCCUUAACCUCCACUAGCACGCGGUCCACUGUGUUACUCACAACUAGCUCAGAGCCCAAAAAAGUAUUAAAAGUAUUCCCGCCGGUGCCGACAACCCAUAAAACAAACGACGCAGGUGUUAAAACAGUUUCCGUUACUGGCUCAACGUGUUCAGUUACAGCUAACCCAGCUACACCCAAUACCAAUGCUAAAUUCUAUUUGCUGAAGGUCGACGGUAAGAAUAUUCUCAUUCCGAUGGCAACGGACGGCCCGCCCAUGGCUUACGUCAUAGACGGGGCUGCGUCUCUAAAGUCAAACGCGUCGACGUCAAUUACGUCACCGAUAGCGUCCGCCACUACGAGCAUUACCCUAUUCACGACAACGACAACAACCGUACCGUCUGUUGGUGCAAAUAAUAGGUUAGUGAUUCAAUCGACUGCGACGUCAAGCGUUGUCAACUCUCAAGGUCCGUCGCAAACAACGUUUACUCAAAAGGUUCAGACACCCAAAACAUCGCAAUCGGCAUUACGUUAUACAACUGUUGUGUCGACAAAACCGAAUCAGACCAAGCCCUCUUUUGUUCCUAUUACCAGCCAUAACAACACAAUCAUGGUGCAGCUGCAGACUCUGUCCACGAAACCGCUGAAUAAGAACUUGAAUUAUGUCGUCUCCCAGAAAACGUCAAUUGGUGAUGAUUUAAAGAGAAUAGCAGUGGCAACAUCUGCAAAUGAAACAAUCUCAAAUUCAUCUCUUACGACCACUUCCAGCGGAGCUCACAUUGCUCAAAACAAGACAGAAACGCACGAGUUUGGCGCCACGAUGUCAACGUCUGACGUUAAAGAGAAACGCGACGUUAUCGAGACGUCGCCGUUUUUGGUGGGUGUAACAGGGAGAGAAGAGCGACUGAGAAAACUUAAGGAACUGUUCAAAGAGAAACAGAAAGCUGUGGAUGAAAUUCGGCAACAAAUAGGGAUGUUGUGACGACAUUUCGGACGUUUAUAUAUUCGGAUAAGCGGUUGAAAACUUCGCUUGCGUAUGCAGGCCCAGAAUUGUGUUCACAUUUUUGUCGUUUAUUAUAAAUUGUUUAAGUGAAUAAGUAUAGCGAUAGAUUUUUCAUAUGACGUAAAUGUUAAAAAACCCUGUAAAUAAUUUAUUAUAAUAUGGGUCAUAUUUAAAUGUUUAACUGCUUUUUAAGGCCCUGAACAUUUUGGUGACUAUAUGAGUCGCAUUCUGAGAAAACUGGGCUUAAGGCAUGUACGUAAAGUGUCGUCCCAGAUUAGCUUGAGCAGGCCGCACAGGCUAAUUAGGGACGACACUUUCCGCAUAUAAGACAUUUUUCGUUUGAAUGAAGUCUCUUAGCAAAAAUCCAGUUUAGGCGGAAAGUGUCGUCCAUGAUUAGCCUGUGCGGACUACACAGUCUAAUCUGGGAUGACACUUUACGCACAUGCAUUAUGCCCAAUUUUAUCAGAACACAACUCAUAUUUACUUGUAUUCUGACUAUGUCAUACCAACGCAUAUUAAAAGCUGAGGUACAAUAUAACACAUUCGGCGAAAUAAAACAACAUCCGUGUAUACAUUAAUCAAUCAUUAAUCUUACCGUCAACCUUCAAUAGUUUGAUCUUGUUCUUUGUUCUUAGUGUUAUUUGAAUCAUUUCCUAUAUGUCUUAAACAAAUGAGAUGCACUUUUGUUGUGCUAACCGUAGCAAGUCAAUUUGGUGAACGAUGUAAGAAGAGACAAUGUCCCGGAACCUACAUCGUUAAAUUUCACGUCUGCAAAUGUGUACUUUGAAAUGACAUUUUGAGGGCUGGUUUCGAAAAUGUUGCAUAUUUUGUGAAAUUAUUAAGUAGAUGCACGCACAACUGUUUUUAAUCAACUUUAGUUUUUAAUCGUAUGACUAAUAAAAAUCAUCUCAUCA
Messenger RNA from Dreissena polymorpha, 4797 nucleotides. RefSeq lists its product as uncharacterized. The coding region runs from base 287 to 3862 and encodes 1191 amino acids. The record is from RefSeq and is a predicted model, not a curated record. The transcript has 3 exons. Lineage: Eukaryota; Metazoa; Mollusca; Bivalvia; Myida; Dreissenidae.